GAAACAGGUGUCAAGGUACCAAUAAAUUGUAUGAUCGCUGGUUAUAAAGUAGUGGAAAACUAGAAAAGGAAAUUUUCGUAUUAUAUCACUACUAAAUUGUAAUCACCAAGAGAAGCAGCGCGAGCUGCUAAUCUAAACCCAAGAAACUUGCCCACUUGUCAGGUACUUGCAGGUUCCGUAGGGACCUCUUCCUCUAGCUUGUGUAGUCGUUUAAUUGCGAAUUUCGGUGGGGGCGUAUUGACCAGCGACCCGGAAACAAGAUUACGUCCCAAACUGAUACUGGCCUCCUCAAUGCAAGUUGACCAUUACGCAGGUUCAGGGGAACAAAAAAGAGCGCUGUGAUCGCGUUCUGACUGAUUUCAAAAAGGAAUGCCGCAGCAGACAAAGCGAGGCCAGCGAAAAGGAUAAAGAAAGCGUCCCACUCAACACGUGCACUCAUCGAUGAAGUGUUGUUUAGGCGUACAUGGCCCUGUGCCAUUUCCCACCUAAGAAAACAUAAAAAGCACAUCAUUAUCACAACGUUCCUUUUGGCCAUUCCAAAAAAUAAAAAAUAAAAAAAUAAUCGAUGCAACACGUUAGAUUAUUACUUGUGUCUUGGACUGGCACUUGCAAGUGUUUGAUUAGCGCUCACAUCUGUUUCUACGGGGAGCCAAAAGUAAUAUUAUUUUGUACUAAUUUGUACUAAUUUGUGGACAAACAUUUACUCUAACAUCAAGAGUGGACGCGCUAUGGCCAGAGAUGCUCAUGCUUACCAGUCCUGUUUGAUCCAGUGGCCCAGGAUGCCGCUGCUGUGCAGACGCAGUAUGACUUUGUCAAGCAUAGGUAGCAGGGGAUAUGCCUUUCUCGCGUAGAAGACCGCCUGCUGAGGUGGUAGGGUGCUGGAGAGCCUGUGGGUGCAAGGCGGCAGACACUGUAGGGAUAAGGAUUUUGUUGGUAUAAGAAAAGUAACUCUACUAUACAAUUAUUAAUGCAAACCCCGCUCCAAAUUUAACCUCUCGGCUUGGCAAAAUUACAAUACGAAGGUUGUGUACAGAAAGGUAACAGUUAGCGCGUGGCACUAAAGAAACUGAUGACCCUGAUGGACAGGGGGACACUGAGGGAUUGUCCUUCACCGAUCCCCAGAAGUCCCUCCAGAUUUUGUUGUCCCUCUGCUGUCCUUGAGACAAUCCUUGUGAUAAUCCUGGCGAAAUUCUGUGAUAUUUAUGAUAUCUGAAGUCCCUGGGUUUUCACCGCCUUGCCUGUAUUCAGAGUCCACCGCAAACCACAUCCCUGGAGGAUCCUAGGGAAUUACUCCCUCAAAAUACCUGGAGAUUAUUCUCACUGGUGGAUCCCUGCAAAUACCUGAGUGGUCCCUAUUAAAUCCUCACCCAACAUCUCCAGGUAUUUGCGGGAAUUAACUGUAGACAUCCCUCAAAAACCUCCCUCAGCAGUCCCUACAGAAUUUCGCUUACUGAUUUUCUAUGGGCCCGCGGAAAACAUUCUAGAAUCCUAUCCCUGUAGUCCUCCAUUACAUCCCUGAGGAUUACCGGGAAAUAUCCGGAGGCAUCAUCCCACAUCAGUCCCUGCAGAAUCCCCAGCUAAAACGCUAUUACCCUCACCCCCUCGAGUGGGCGGUGCGAUACGCACUUUACUCCGGGGUGGGCCACCUGUUUCACUUUGCUGCGCGGCGGGCUUGUCUACCGAGUCCGUGACAGGCGCCAGCAAAAGUUAACCCGUACGUGAACCGCUAGAGCGACCAACACUUGUCAAUGAAUGUCAAAUGUCUAUCUAAAUAGACAUUUAAAUAUCUUUUAAGUAUAUCACUUUCACACAUUCAUAGAUGUUGAUCGCUGGCGGAUGCCUCAGAAGAAGACUCGCAUUUCAAAUUGAAAUUCCGUUUUACAAGUUAUGGAAAAAUAAACUUAAAACAAAAUUGUAAUCAUGUGUAAUAAUUGGUUAUUUUGUUGAGACGAAACUCUGAUUAAAAGGGAAAGUGGGGUGUGGGAGGGAAAGGAAGGAGGAAGAGACCAAGUGCGACCAGUGCCUGUCCACUCGGAUGGCCAGCCGACAGGGAGCGCUGGCGGGAAGCUGCGGGCCAGGUGCAUCCUGGCUCACUUCACUCACUCUGUCAAAUGGUCAAACGGGGCUGACAUGGCAACUGUAUCAAUGUAGGACCGAUCGUCUCUGCGAUCUCAUGUGCAAGGGAAAAGCUCUUGAAUUCUCUGUCGAUUUAAAAAAAAGGAGAAGUUCAAGUUCAUUCCACCAGAGUGGAUUUCAAUAAUGAUAAGAAUAAUGCUCCACUGCUCGUGGACCUACAACUGCGACAAGUGCGAUUUCGACUCAGUGAGGGCAAGGCUCAUCAAACAUACUUCAAAACUAAGGAAUGAAUUGAAGUCGCAGAUUUUGAACAGCCUGACUGAUGAAGAGAAGGUGGUGCACAAGGAAAUGUUGAAGAGCAUCAAGAAGGGCAGUGGAGAGGGUGAGAGUGAUUUGGAAUACUCAGUUGCUGGUACAAAUACAAUAAUUGGCAGCAGUUCAGAUUCAGAGGACAGUUCAGGUUCAGAGGACGUUGAUGAGGAAGAGAAGGAUGAAGAAAAGGAUGAAGAGAAGGAAGAAUACAACAUAUGUCCUCCUUGUUUUACGUAGGGCCCCGUGCGUUAACAUUAUGCACGGGGUAGCUGAGCGAAGUGCAUUAAUAUAACAGAAGACGUAACAAAUAUAGAACAAAACUAUAAUGAAUGAGGGUCCGCCUAGUAGGUAGGCAACCGAUUCUGCUCCUUGAACGUGAGAGAUGGGGGGAGGGACCAGCCGGACCUUAAACCACGGCCUGGUCUGGUUGGGUCGCUGUAUUCAACUAGAGUUCAAAUCCCUUGCACCUCUCUCUCUACAACAGGCACUUUUAGUGUGUAGUGAACUUGAUUAAUUACUAUGCAGUAUAACAGAUUUGGAAGUCCACUAGAAAAGCUUGAUACUGGGAAGCCUGGUUUCUAUUCAUCAAAAUGCAUGGUUGAUUUGUUUUGGUAAACACACAACUGUAACAUCGGCUGGAGAAAGAGGGGGGUGGGGGCUUAAAUUUAUGCGUUCCCGAAGUUCACAUACAGAACAUGUCUGCUACUGUCCCUUCCUAUCCCCACUGCCCUCCCCCUACUCAAUUUACCCUUUUCUGUAAUGCCACAUGAUGCUUGAUGCCUCCCAUUUCAUUCAAUUCAUUUUAUUUGUGAAAGUUGAAAUUCUAUUGGGUUGCCUCUGG
Frankliniella occidentalis (western flower thrips) is the source of this 3229-nucleotide messenger RNA. Its product is annotated as bromodomain adjacent to zinc finger domain protein 2B-like. The coding region runs from base 2260 to 2625 and encodes 121 amino acids. The record is from RefSeq and is a predicted model, not a curated record. Lineage: Eukaryota; Metazoa; Arthropoda; Insecta; Thysanoptera; Thripidae. The transcript is spliced from 2 exons.